CAGUUGAAAUAACUCCUUCGUGGAGGCUGGCUACAUUUUCACAACGUCUGGUCCCAGGCUAGAUCUUCGGGAAAAGGGAUCAAGGAAAUGACUAUUCCUCCAAAUAAAAUGCAACAAGAAGAAUGAAAAAACAUAGAAGAGAAAGCCUCAUGAAACUGAGAAGCAUCUGCAACCACAAACUACAAAAUGUAGCUGCUAAACAAAAUGAAAGUUGGAUCAAAUUGGUGGCGAAUAUCAAGAGUGAAUAUACUCCAUGGCAGAGUACUGCAAAUGCUGCACAUCUUUCAUGGAUUCUGGUCCACCUCGUCCUCACACGGGGAUGCAGACUGACAAGUUUCCACCAUGAAGGGUUGUUAUUUGCCACAGCAGGGAGAGGAAAAUGGAGCAAAUCAGUCACCAGCUCGUCAUACAGCAGAGUGUCCCACGUCAUAUCUGCUGAUAUGUUAUGGCCAAAGUACAUGACUAUCUCCAAGGAGCUGAGAGGUGAAAUACCGACAUUUGUCCGGACGGAGUGGAACCAGGAGAGUCGUAAACAUCCUAUGGACUACACACCGUUUAACAAGAUGCAACAGUAUUCUGGCUUUGCCUUUGCUGGAGCCCUUAAACAGGCUGAAGUGAAAAGCACCAUGACCUGUCACUACAAGACGAGAAGCCUCAGGAGAAGGAAGGAGAUCCCCAUUCAUUGGUUUUGCCGAGUUUCCCGAGCUCCAUCCUCCUACAGUUAAAUCAACACUCUUUAUCCUUAGACUGCUGAUAAUCUCACCAACCGCUUCCUGGUAAGAUCUGUAAUGCCUGAGGUCUUCCUUCUUAGUUGUUUGCAAACAUCAGUGAUUAGGGACAAUUAGGGACUGGUGUGCCUGUCAUUCUCCUUUCAGCUGAGGAGGAAAUCCUCAUGCACCGUUAUCGGGAGUGAGACUUCAUCUGUCAGCUGCAGUCUCAGGAAUCCACGGGUUCAUUCAGCCGCAACUCCAAUCUCACUAACUUUAUCUGUGUUCCCCAAAUGCCUUAGACUAUUUGCUUCCCACUGACAGGGAAACCUGGCAUCUCAUUUUCUCAAUGUCCAGACAAAAAUUCUUACAUAGCAAGAAACUAAGAUAGGUGUUACAGAACGUGGAGGGAACCAGGAAAACCAAAUAGAGGACCCUCUUCAUGGGGCUUCCAACAUGACAAUAGGCAAAAGAGAAGAAAUGUACAUGUAAGAGGCAAGCAAAACCCAGAACCAUCACUUAUGAAGGAUGUCCUCAUCACCCCUCCUUUGCUGCCUGUCAAAACCGGUGAGGGCUCAUAUGACACCUUAAUUAUGAAUUAAUCUUCGUCCCUCCUACAACAGCACCUCCCCUCACCCCAGUCAGAAGCCAUCUCUUUAUAUUUCCAUAGCUUAAAAUGCUAUUUUUGGUUCUAGAUGCUUUGCCUCUAGAUUUGGAUGCUUGCAUCCAUAUUGUUGUAUAUUUUUUCCUAUCUUUUCCACGAUGUUUUUUUUUUUAACUUUUAAGUUUAGGGGUCCAAGUGCAGAUUUGUUACAUAGGUAAACUUGUGUCAUGUGGGUUUGUUGUACAGAUUAUUUCAUCACCAAGGUAUUAAGCCAAGUACCCAUUAGUUACAUCUUUCUUCUCCCACCUCCCACCUUCCAAAAGGCCCCAGUAUGUGUUGUACCCCUCUAUGUGUCCAUGUGGUCUCAUCAUUUAGCUCCCAUUUGUAAGUGAGAACAUGCAGUAUCUGGUUUUCUGUCCCUACGUUAGUUUGCUAAGGAUGAUGGGCUCCAGAUUCAUCCAUGUCCCUGCAAAGGACAUGGUCUUUUCCUUUUUUAUGGCUGCAUAGUAUUCCAUGGUGUAUAUGUACCAAAUUUGCUUUAUUCAGUCUACCAUCGAUGGGCAUUUAGUUUGAUUCAGUGUCUUUGCUAUUGUGAAUAGUGCUGCAAUGAACAUACGCGUGCAGGUGUCUUUAUCAUAGAAUUUUUUAUAUUCCUUUGGGUAUAUAUCCAGUAAUGGGAUUGCUGGGUUGAAUGGUAUUUCUGUCUGUAGGUAUUUGAAGGAUCACCACACUGUCUUCCACAGUGGCUGAACUAAUUUACACUCCCCCCAACAGUGUCUAAGCAUUCCUUUUUCUCCACAAUCUCACCAGUGCCUGUUAUUUUUUGACUUUUUAAUAAUAGCCAUUCUAACUGGUGUUAGAUGGUAUCUCAUUGUGGUUUUGAUUUGCAUUUCUCUAAUGACCAGUGAUGUUGAGCUUUUUCUCGUUUGAUUUUCAGCCACACACAUGUCUUCUUUUGAAAAGUGUUCAUGUCCUUUGCCCACUUCUUUAUGGGGUUGUUUGUUUCUUUCUUGUAAAUGUAUUUAAGUUCAUUAUAGAUGCUGGAUAUUAGACCUUUGUCAGAUGCAUAGUUUGCAAAAAUUUUCUCCCAUUCUAUAGGUUGUCUGUUUACUCUGUUGAUAGUUUCUUUUGCUAUUCCACAAUG
This is a messenger RNA of Nomascus leucogenys (northern white-cheeked gibbon), 2455 nucleotides long. RefSeq lists its product as uncharacterized. NCBI's taxonomy places the organism in Eukaryota, Metazoa, Chordata, Mammalia, Primates, Hylobatidae. The record is from RefSeq and is a predicted model, not a curated record. The transcript has 4 exons. Bases 123 to 725 code for a protein of 200 amino acids.